AUGAAGAUGGACCGGUCCUUCGUGGUGGUGCUCCUCUUGGCGGUGGUGGCUGCGGUGGUGGCAGGGCAGCAGAUGACGACCAUCAACAUCGCCUCGUCGUGCAACGGGAACUGCGCGCAGUCGUUCGGCCCGAUGAACAACAGCACCUGCCCCAAGCUCCAGGCCAAGCUCAUCGCGAGUCCCUUCAACUGCAUGAACGCGAGCUGCAGCAUGUCGCUCAGCAUCUCGGCCGACUCGCAGAACCUCAACUUUUCCAUCUACAAGGACAGCAACCUGUGCAACGCGCAGUGCGGCGGCGUGUUCGUGCCGUUCGACAUCGUGAACGAGCUCAAGACGAGCACCUGCUGCGGGUUCGCUCCCGACCACAUCAAGGCGAGGACCGCAGUCGACUACAUCUGCAGCGAGCUCUACGACAAGGCCUGGUAA
This is a messenger RNA of Acanthamoeba castellanii str. Neff, 426 nucleotides long. RefSeq lists its product as uncharacterized. The transcript has a single exon. The record is from RefSeq and is a predicted model, not a curated record. Bases 1 to 426 code for a protein of 141 amino acids. NCBI's taxonomy places the organism in Eukaryota, Discosea, Longamoebia, Acanthamoebidae.